AUGCCGGCACCAUAUGUCGCAAAAAGUGCGCCGAUAGAGUAAAAUUCCGCUGUGAAUAUCUUGAGAACUACGAGGGCGAAGGAAAAUUGUCCCAGAGCUGUGCGGACAUAGGCUCCUUCGAAAGUUCGUUGGGCGGCGCGGAUUUCGACGAGUCUGGGUCGGGUGUCAACUCAUGAUACCUGGGCAAGGGAGAAGGGAGAAGAGAGCAUUACUCCUCUGCUGUCAGAACCACUGAGCGGGCCCGGUGAAGACGGAGAUGCAACCGAUCUUCUGGAUGAGGCUGGAUGGCAUUCAUUAGAUCACUCAUGGUUUAAGAAAGAGCUUCUCAACACAGCAAAUAUGCCCACUCCAUGGCUGGUUCAGGCUGCCACUGAGGCUGAGGCUGAGACUGAGGCUGAGACUGAGGGCAUUCACGAUUCCAUCAACGGAUCCUAG
Hymenoscyphus albidus is the source of this 435-nucleotide messenger RNA. NCBI's taxonomy places the organism in Eukaryota, Fungi, Ascomycota, Leotiomycetes, Helotiales, Helotiaceae. The record is from the annotation of a GenBank genome assembly.